UCGAAAUUUCCAAGUUUACCAUUAUUAGUACGUUUUAAUUGGAAGAAAUGAACACAAAUUGUACGAAAUCUGGAAAACUACACAGGCGGUCUCACUUUCUGAGGAGCGGAACCGUCCCGACACAAACGCGGAUGCGCAACGAGAUAGGAUCAGAUUUAGCUAACGUCAUUAUGGAGCUGAUGAGUCCUGCCUGUCAGCAGUGGAUGGGCGUACACCGGAAACUACUGGGUCCGUCAGUUUACUGCGUAGAUAAUGAUGAGCUAAAAGCAAAGAUUCACGAGCACAUUUUGCUCGUGGGGAAGGAGGCUGAGGACAAAUUGGAACGAAGACGUAGAAGGAUAGUCAAAAAGAAGGAUCUCCGAGAAGAGAAAGAAUUUAUCAAGUUCGAAUGUCAACAAAAGAUAGAGCUCGCACGGAACGAAGAAAGAAAGCGAUUGGAAAGGCAAUUGAACGCGGUCAAAUUGGCUUGGGAAGAAAAAUUUAGGAUCAUGAAAUCAAAGCUUGGUGAAGAUUAUUUAGUAGCACGAAGAGAAAUGACUCGAUUCAUGUGCAAAAAUAUGCGCAUACAAGCUCGUCAUUUGAUUGGCACUAUAGCAAGAAAAUACAAGACUCACUUGGAAGAAGAGGUAUCUAGAAGGGUCAACAGCGAAGUUCUUAGGUUGGCAGAUCAAGUAAGCGAUUUCGUUCAAGCAGCAGUAGAAAAACAGAAAGAUGUCGACACAAAAGCUAUGCAACAAUUGUGCUUCCGUUAUGAAGAACUAAUUCGAAAUCUUCGGAACCAGGAAGCAUGUCGACAACUGACUCGGCUGUCUCAACAGAUAUGUUCGCGGUGGACCGAACUUUGCAGACGUCCUAGCAAUCAAGAGAUAUCGUGUCAAACUUCAUUCUUCGUACCGGAGCCGUCCUGUGCAGUUUUAUCCGAAUCCAUCGCAGUUAGUCAAGGUUUCGAAGGACCGAGUGAGUUUCUAGAAGAAAAUGAUUUAUUUGUCAUCGAAACCUGCCCCAUGACUCCAGAACCAAGUCCAGUGUACAGUGUCGCGACCAUUACAACUGAAAGUUCAACUUGGUCGUCCGGUCCGGUAAAUUCUUUCAUUGUCGAUGAAAAAAUUUUCGAAGAACUCAGCACAACAAUUCGCAAUCGAUUGCCUCCAGUUUCUUCCAUAACCUGGAAAUCUGUAAAGAAACCUAGCAUGUACAUUAAUUAUGGGACAAAACCACCAUCGAUCGACUCAAACUUCACUAGGGAUAUUGUUGAUUAUAUUUUAGCGACGGAAGAUAUGUCUAGAGAGGAAGCUUAUAUAUCCACUAUGAAGCUAGAUAUGUCGGAUCCAGAGAAAUCUUCUUCAACGGCCUCUGAUGCUUCAAUAUCCGAAUUGUUUGAUGUAGAGAAACAAGAAUCUGAAAUCGAACUAAUGGUAAAUGGUAUUACUCUAAAAUACAUUCGAGCGACUGAAAGAGACUUUGAAUAAUUUUGAAUAUUAACUUAUUAGUAUUGAAAACGACACAGGCACAAAACUUUGAAUUGAAUCCUUGAUAUUUACUCUACGUUUUUGUUUAAUCUAUGAGAAUGAAAAUGUGAAAAAAUUUGGAAAGUGAGUGAAUUACAAACACAUUGAUAUCAAUUACGC
This is a messenger RNA of Malaya genurostris, 1628 nucleotides long. RefSeq lists its product as uncharacterized. Bases 48 to 1469 code for a protein of 473 amino acids. The record is from RefSeq and is a predicted model, not a curated record. The transcript has 3 exons. Lineage: Eukaryota; Metazoa; Arthropoda; Insecta; Diptera; Culicidae.